AUGAGAUAUUUUCAAUGUUCAAAUGAUGUUUGUACAUUUCAUCAAGUAAAAUUAGGUAAUGGUCAAAAUAAAACAAAAACAUUAUGUCAAUUAAUCGAUGAAAUUAAUCAAACAAAUUUUGGAAUAGAUAUACUUAAAAUUGAUAUUGAAUAUGAAGUUCAAUUUGAUCGUGAUCGAACAAUUGAAAUAAAUGCUUUAUUUUAUUUAUUUAAUUCUCAAAAUUAUAUUAUUUAUCAUCGAGAACUUAAUCCAAAUUUUCCAUAUUAUGCUUCUGAAUAUGUUUUUCUUAAAUUAAAUAGAACAUUUUUAGUCAUUAAUUUAAAUGUAUACUUUCGUUUUCGAAUCAUAUUACAUAAUAUAACUCGUGCUCAGGCUCUAUGA
Rotaria sordida is the source of this 381-nucleotide messenger RNA. The record is from the annotation of a GenBank genome assembly. NCBI's taxonomy places the organism in Eukaryota, Metazoa, Rotifera, Eurotatoria, Philodinida, Philodinidae.